Messenger RNA from Myripristis murdjan (pinecone soldierfish), 1783 nucleotides. It is a transcript of the gene mettl14, whose product is annotated as methyltransferase 14, N6-adenosine-methyltransferase non-catalytic subunit. Gene Ontology annotation, biological process: mRNA modification. The coding region runs from base 173 to 1543 and encodes 456 amino acids. The record is from RefSeq and is a predicted model, not a curated record. The transcript has 11 exons. Gene Ontology annotation, cellular component: RNA N6-methyladenosine methyltransferase complex; nucleus. Gene Ontology annotation, molecular function: mRNA binding. NCBI's taxonomy places the organism in Eukaryota, Metazoa, Chordata, Actinopteri, Holocentriformes, Holocentridae.
UGACACUAUCAAAGCGCGUCUACUCAAGAACACAUUUCCGCGGUAACUAGCCAUAGCUUAGUUGCCUUUCAGUCGCGUUUACAGGCAAUGUUUUGGUCUAUCAGCGACACAGGACACCCAGCAUUUCACUAGAAACCAAUACGAGAUAUUAAAAGACAGACAGAAAGAAAGAAUGAACAGUCGACUGCAAGAAAUCCGUGAGCGGCAGAAGCUGAGGCGGCAGCUUUUAGCUCAACAGUUGGGAGCUGAAAGCGCAGACAGUAUUGGUGCUGUGCUAAACAGUAAAGAUGAGCUGAAGGAGAUAGAGGAGACCAGGGAAACAUGCAGAGCUUCAUUUGACUCUACGGUCCCAUCGUCCAAACGGAAAGCUCAGGCAGAGGGAGAGGACACAGAGGAAGAUGUGGAGGAACAAAAGGAUGAAGUGGAGGUGCAGCAGCCUGAAGAAAGUAACCCUUACGAGGAAGUAUACAAGGACUCAAGUACUUUCCUCAAGGGCACCCAGAGUCUCAAUCCCCACAAUGAUUACUGCCAGCAUUUUGUGGAUACAGGACACAGACCUCAAAACUUCAUCCGGGACGUUGGCCUGGCUGACCGGUUUGAGGAGUAUCCUAAACUCAGAGAGUUGAUCAGACUGAAGGAUGAACUCAUCUCCAGCACCAACACUCCUCCCAUGUAUCUCCAGGCCGACCCAGAACAUUUUGAUCUGCGGGAUUUGAAGUGCAAGUUUGACGUGAUUCUGCUUGAGCCUCCACUGGAGGAGUACUACAGAGAAUCAGGCAUCAGCCACACUGAACGUUUCUGGACCUGGGACGAUAUUAUGAAGCUGGAGAUUGAGGAGAUUUCAGCUCUACGCUCCUUUGUCUUUCUCUGGUGUGGUUCUGGAGAAGGCCUGGAUCUUGGCAGAAUGUGUUUGAGGAAGUGGGGCUUCAGACGGUGUGAGGAUAUCUGUUGGAUCAAGACCAACAAGAACAACCCAGGCAAGACCAAGACACUAGAUCCAAAAGCAGUUUUCCAGAGGACAAAGGAGCACUGCCUCAUGGGAAUUAAAGGAACGGUGCGUAGGAGUACAGAUGGUGAUUUCAUCCACGCCAACGUGGAUAUCGACUUGAUCAUCACUGAGGAACCAGAGAUGGGAAACGUGGAGAAACCCGUAGAGAUCUUCCACAUCAUCGAGCACUUUUGUUUGGGCCGCAGGAGGCUGCACCUGUUUGGACGAGACUCGACCAUCAGACCAGGCUGGCUGACGGUGGGCCCCACUCUGACAAACAGUAACUUCAACCCAGAGGCCUAUGCAUCCCAUUUUGCCAUCCCCAACUCCCACCUGUCUGGCUGCACCGAGGAAAUAGAGAGGCUGCGGCCCAAAUCUCCUCCUGCCAAGCUUAAGUCUGACCGUGGUGGCGGAGCACCCAGGGGGGGACGUGGUGGGCCAAAUGCAGGAAGAGGCGGAGACAGGGGCCGCGAGAGGAAUAGACCAAAUUUCCGUGGAGACAGAGGAGGAUUCAGGGGCAGGGGGGCACCACAUAGAGGCUUUCCCCCUCGCUAGAGCUAAGAACUCAUCAUAACCAUAGACUGAUGUUUAGAAAUGCCCAUUUCUCUGACUAGAGAUAAACACAUGUACAAACAUGUGCUUUUUCUUUUUUUAAACAUAGCAGUUAGUGCAUUGGAGUUUAUGGGUAUGAUAUAUGUUUAAAUAUGAAUUUUUGCUUGUUUACAUGUAUUUUUUCAUGGACAUACUUUGGUAGAUUAAAUAGGGAUUGUCUGAAUAAACACAUUCCUUUCUCUA